GUUGCUGUAAAUUAUACAAAUUAUGGUUCUUUACGGAAUAUUGUUGAAGACUUGAGCAACUUCAAUAACAUCAUCUCAUGAGAAAUAUAGGGGAUAAAGGCGUCAAGAAUAUGAUUGACAUGCGGAAAAUUAUGUUUUCGGGAACAUAAUGACAGUAAGACGGAUAAUUCACAAAACGCAAAUCUGACAAGGAAAGGAUGGAUUAUUUGCUAUAUAAGUAGCACCAUUUUUGCAAAACAUUGAUCCACUCGACCAUAUCAAUCCCCACUUCUUCUUUCCACAGUUUCCAUAAUGCGUAUCAACACAUUCGUUCCUGCCUUUGUGGCAGUCAUUGCCGCGUCAACCUUUGUCAAAGCUGAUGGUAUCGAGUUGUUGAACGAUCAAGCGGUUGAACCAUUUAGCAUUGAUGCAAUUCCUGAAUUUCCUGGCUUUGCUUCAACUCCCGCAACACCCUCAUCGCCUCAGGCCGUUGUUCGUAUGGAGAAGCGUCGAUUGUCGCGUCGCGCGUCAGAUGGUGAUGACAAUGAGCAUCCUCACCCACAUCCUCACCCGCACCCGCACCCACAUCCCCAUCCACAUCCUCAUCCCCAUCCAAUGCCUUCAAGCAACGGUGGUAACGGUGGUAACGGAGGAGAUGGAUCAAGCGAUUCAGACGGAGGCCAACAACAACCAUCUUGCAUGUACGAUCAGAACAGUGGAAUGUUAACUGGAGCAUCACAAGAUGGUUGCCCUUCCCAAAUUCAACCAGGCAACACAGGCUGUUCGGUAGGUAGCUCAAAUGACCCUAUCAGCGCAAACGUUCUACAAUGUUCUGCUGUUCAUAUCUUAAGCGGCUAUAAUAAUAAUGCACAGCCACAGAACUGCAACGUCCAAGCAUCGAAUGGAGGUGUUAUUGGCGUUCAAGCUUUGCAAUGCUCAGAAGUGGACGUUUUGAGCAUUGUCAAUAUGAAACAAAGCUAA
This is a messenger RNA of Meira miltonrushii, 960 nucleotides long. RefSeq lists its product as uncharacterized. The record is from RefSeq and is a predicted model, not a curated record. The coding region runs from base 292 to 960 and encodes 222 amino acids. NCBI's taxonomy places the organism in Eukaryota, Fungi, Basidiomycota, Exobasidiomycetes, Exobasidiales, Brachybasidiaceae. The transcript has a single exon.